AGUUUUCUAUUCUUAUCCCCGAAGAAGAAGAAUGUGUCAGCGAAGAUGGCUCUAGGACGAAGCUAGCUGUUUAGCUAAUGUAAAUAUAUCCACCAAGAACUGGCUGGAGACAGCGGCGAUAACCCUUUGAGACGAAUAACUGUCACUGAAUUAGGAUGAGCCAACGACGUGGCAUCCAUGUGGACCAAUCGGAGCUGCUAUGCAAGAAAGGAUGUGGUUUUUAUGGCAACGGAGCCUGGCAGGGGCUGUGCUCGAAGUGUUGGCGAGAGGAAAACCAACGAGAAAAGCAAAGGCAAAUUCAAGAGGACCAGGCUCUUGCUGAGAGGCUGCAGCGAGAGGAAGAGGAAGCAUAUGCAAGCAGACAUCAGCGGGCGCAAUCACAACCUGCAGUCACUCCCUUCAACAAGUUUGAAGAAAGAAAGACGAAGGAGAAGUCCAGUCGAGUCAACACAGUCACAAAAUUUUUCACCCCAUCAACAAAAACACCCCCCAAAAAAGAUGCUGGCCCCUUUGACACACAGUCAACUCCCAGCCCCAGCUCGUCAGCCGGUCGACAGUCCUCUCUGGACAGAGACCGCGCAACGCAAGAGUUCAUUGAUUUCCUGAAGGCUGUGAAGUCUGGCAGGGAAAUCUUUAAACAGUGUAGGGCUUUCACGGAAAGCAUGGCGUACAAGCGGGACAUGGGAGCUGAUGAGCUAUCAGAGUGUGUGCAAGACUUCUACCAGAACCUGUCAGAUCGCCUUCACAACCAGUUCAAAGGUUCGUCGGAGCUUGUGGAGAGGGUCAUGGAUGAAGUAGAGAAGUACAUGAUGACUCGACUUUACACAGAGGUUUUCUGCCCUGAAACCACAGAUGACGAGAAGAAAGACUUGGCUAUUCAGAAGAGAAUCAGAGACUUGCACUGGGUCACCAUAGAGAUGCUGUGCGUGCCGGUGGAUGAGGAGAUCCCUGAGGUCUCGGAUAGUGUCGUCAAAGCUAUCACAGAUAUAAUCGAAAUGGAUUCGAAGCAAGUACCCAAAGACAAGCUGGGGUGCAUUACUCGGUGCAGUAAGCACAUCUUCAACGGCAUCAGAGUGAGCAAGAAGGAGGCCGCCUCAGCCGACGACUUCCUCCCGACACUCAUUUACAUCGUCCUGAAGGCGAACCCCCCACGGCUGCAGUCCAACAUCCAGUACAUCACCCGUUUCUGCAACCCCAGCAGACUCAUGACCGGAGAGGACGGAUACUACUUCACUAAUCUGUGCUGUGCAGUGGCCUUCAUCGAGAAACUGGAUGGCCAGUCUCUCAACAUGAGCUCUGAGGAGUUCGAGCUUUACAUGUCGGGCCAGGCGUCCCCAAACGGGCCGCAGCCCGCUGCGUCCUCCUCCUCCUCCUCCUCAGGCAGCGCCGCUCUCAGCCAAGCCCACAACAGCCUGGACGUGCUGACCGGGCUCGACGAGAGGCAGGAGCGGGUCAUAGAGAAGGCUCGGCAGCUGGAGAGCGACCUGAUAGACUGGACGGAUGAAGUCGAGCAGAAAGUGCAGAGCGCGCUGGAGAGCUUUCCGCUGGAGACGCAACACUCCACAGCGAGCGCAGCGAGCGAGACGGCGUCCGCGGCGUUGUCCGCUAUCGACUCUGAAAACGUUGAGAACGAGCUGCUGCCCCCGCCGCUGCAGCCUCAGGUGUUUGCAGGCUGAUGGAAGGGUGGUGGUGGGGGGGGGGGGGGGCGUCUGCUCAGCAGAAACUCACCUAGAGGUCCUGCUCCAUCUUCCCCUGUGUUCUCUUUACACUCCAUCUGCACAUGCGCCGUCUGUUGGGUCCGGGUUUUUUCGCCCGGCCAUGUCUGUUCCAUCUUUCUGCUACCUUAGAGGCUAUAAAAGCAGAACAGUAAUGUCACUGUUAGGUUUUUAGAAAGUGCGCUUAUUUACUUUCUUGCAGCGAGUUAAAUGAGAAGAUACAGUAGAUUCACUGUAAGCUGCAGCCAGAUGUUGGUCUUAUCGACCGGUUGGUCAAAGGAGGUAAAACUCCAGUCUCAACUAAAGUAGGUUCGCUCUGAAAUGGUAGGAGGUGGAUUUGGGCACCCUAGUUUUAAACAAAGCUGCUCACAGUAGUGAAGGUGCAAUUAUCUUCUCAUUUACCUGACUAUUUAAAAAAAGGCAAAUAAGUGGUCAAAUUUACCCAUGGCUCCACAUGAGACGGACCCAUGGAGACUGUGGGGGCAGAAUUUCCUGCUCCUCUGAUGUGGCUACUUUGGUUACAAAGGAGGGAAAACACUCCACUAUAAGCUCUUCCAAAACAUAUCUUCUCGUCGUCCGCUACCUGCAGUACCUCAGUACUUUUUCUAGUUGUUACAUUUGUGCAGUGAAGAUAAAUGGUGUGUUUGAGUCCUAAACCCUUCAGGCAGAGUAUAAUACCUUCGACAUAUGAGAUGUCCAGUGAACAUCUGAUCAGACAGAAAAGUGAAUUAAAGUUUGGAAGCCAAAAAGAAAGACGUGUAAAAAAUCUGAACGAUUGAACUCCCUUGACAUUGCUCUUCAAGUCCAGCUUGUGAUUAAUGCUGAAUUUAGUUUAAUUUCCCUGAAAAAAACCUGAGUGAGAGAGAGAUUGUGUGUGUGUUUGCUGCAUGCACGUUCCAUUCAAGUUCUCCAGUAGUACAUAUGUCCAAAUACUGUCUGGUUUCCAUCACCUGUCGUCAGCUGGAUGUUCAGAUUUUAUUUUUCUAUAAAGUGUCAGAAUAUCAAUACUUCUAUGAUGACUUUACACCUGUAGUAUUAACAGUAGUCAAAGAGCAUGGGUGUAAUUUAGUUGAAAUUGUGAAUGAUCUGGUUUUCAAGAGGCUGAGGCUGUCUCUGUUAAAGGAACAGUCACAGAUAGAGAUUUUAUUAUUAUUUGCUCCAUAAAAGCUUUUAAGUUUGUUUUGUUUUUUUAAGACCAAAACAAAAAAUGUUGCUGUUUUCCUCCAAAUAUCAAAAUGGAAAUAAUGAUCACUUUUAAAGCUUUGGUUGCUUCUUUUAGUUAUUUUUGCUGAACUUUUCUUCUUGUUUAAAAUUUUAAGCUCCUUUUUUCAGAGUCAUAUUUCGGCUUUUAUCAGGUGAGACUGAAUGUUGCAUUGCUGAUAGUUUCAAAAAGAUGCAAGAGGCAUAUUUAUUACAUUUGCUCACGAGCUUGGAUUUUCUUUUUCUUUUAUGUUACAAGAUUUUAAUGUAUUUCGUUGCUAUUUGCAACAGAAGAGACGCACGCACCUGCUGAUUGAAAACCAGGUUUUCCAACGCUUGGCUGUGGCUUGAACAACCUUUUAAUUUUGCACUGAAACCUGAAGUUUUUGAAGAAGUGUUUUAAACCGUUUGUUUGAUUAUAGGUUUGUUAUAGUUUGAGGUCAGAGAGAUUAACUCAAAACUGCCUUUUAAUUUAAAGCGUAAUUUAUUGGGACAGGUUCGUUCCACCUACGUCUAGGGGAGUGCAAUGAUGAUGAUUAAUAAAAUUCAAAAAUCAG
Molecule: messenger RNA, 3472 nt
Organism: Fundulus heteroclitus (mummichog)
Lineage: Eukaryota; Metazoa; Chordata; Actinopteri; Cyprinodontiformes; Fundulidae
Gene: rabgef1l
Product: RAB guanine nucleotide exchange factor (GEF) 1, like
Exons: 9
Coding region: 156-1676 (506 amino acids)
Biological process (GO): vesicle-mediated transport
Cellular component (GO): endocytic vesicle; cytosol
Molecular function (GO): guanyl-nucleotide exchange factor activity; DNA binding; zinc ion binding
Source: RefSeq, a predicted model, not a curated record